GGGUAGUAUAUGUUUAGUAAUAUUGACAUAUUUGAGCGUUAGCAACCAUUACGUUGGGUAUGCAAUGACACUUUUUUAUCAUGCUGCUAACUGAUUUGAUUGGAAUAUUGGAUCGCUUCAGCAAAAGGACUGCUUUUCAGAUAACCCAACCAAUAACUAGGAAACAUUCAGCUAGUCCAGGUGAUCAAACAGUUUCAUCUGCUGCUACGCCCGCUAGAUUUCCUGACCACCUAUAUGUCAGAGCCAAAAUCCAAACACAACCAAAGGCCAGAAGGGUAGAUGUACUAUUUCAAUUAAGGUGUUGUGUUAUGAGUUCAACAAGGAAGAACGGGAAGCUUCCCUGGAGGAAGAGAAGAGGGGUCUUAGAAGAAAGGAAGAAGCUGAAAACGGAUGGGGUGAUAGGGACCACAUUGGACAUCCUAGACGGGGCGACAUCACUUGUGAGCAGCAGCAUAGAUGUUGGUGUUGAGGUAGUCAGUAGUGGCUGUGGAACCGUUGACAGCAGCACCUCAUCCCUCAACAUGGUGAAUCCACCUGUUCAAGAAAAUGGUGGCUCUAAGCACUUUAGAGAACCAAAUAUCUGUUAUGUCACACUACUAUGAUUUAUACAUUAUGUUCUGAUUUUUCAAGUGUGUUGGUUUGCUCUCCACCCAACAUUAUAUAAUAUUUGCUCAUCUUCCUGUAAAUUCUGAUUUUGUGUUUUUAAGUCUCUAAUGUCUCAUCUUAUUGAGGUGUUGUUUAUCAAGUGUAUUGAUCAUAAACUCAUCGCAAUAAAUUUGUAUAACUUGCUAGCUAAAAA
This is a messenger RNA of Cuscuta epithymum, 799 nucleotides long. The record is from the annotation of a GenBank genome assembly. NCBI's taxonomy places the organism in Eukaryota, Viridiplantae, Streptophyta, Magnoliopsida, Solanales, Convolvulaceae.